Agrilus planipennis (emerald ash borer) is the source of this 1180-nucleotide messenger RNA. RefSeq names its product succinate--CoA ligase [ADP/GDP-forming] subunit alpha, mitochondrial-like. Gene Ontology annotation, biological process: tricarboxylic acid cycle. The record is from RefSeq and is a predicted model, not a curated record. Lineage: Eukaryota; Metazoa; Arthropoda; Insecta; Coleoptera; Buprestidae. The transcript is spliced from 3 exons. Gene Ontology annotation, cellular component: succinate-CoA ligase complex (ADP-forming); mitochondrion. The coding region runs from base 115 to 1092 and encodes 325 amino acids. Gene Ontology annotation, molecular function: succinate-CoA ligase (GDP-forming) activity; succinate-CoA ligase (ADP-forming) activity.
CAAGCGAAGUUGCCGAUUUAUGUCAAUUUUAUUUGAGUUUUCUUAUUUGAAAAGUAAAUACUCUGGCUAGACAAUAAUAACCAUUUGUUUAUACGUAUUGUGUUUAUAGUCAAAAUGAAUAUUUCCCCACUUACAGUUAAAAAUGCGCAUAAAAUUUUUGUUAAGCCGUUUUUCAAAUCGACAUUGAGAUAUUACGAUUCGACCCGCAAAAACUUAUGGAUUAACGAAAACACUAAGGUUUUAGUUCAAGGAUUUACUGGAAAACAAGGAACUUUUCAUGCUCAAAAAUCAAUCGAAUACGGAUCUAAAGUGAUUGGCGGUAUCAAUCCAAAAAAGGCUGGCCAGAAACACUUAAAUUUACCAGUUUUUAAGGACUGCAAAGAUGCUAAGAAAGCUACAAAUUGCGAUGCGACUGUCAUCUUUGUACCACCACCUGCGGCGGCCGCAGCAAUUCAUGACGCAAUGGACGCGGAAAUAGGCAUGAUCGUUUGCAUCACGGAAGGAAUUCCCCAACAUGAUAUGGUCAAAGUCAAGCACAGACUGUUACGUCAAAACAAAUCCAGAUUAAUAGGACCAAAUUGUCCAGGUUUGAUAGCAUCAGAAAAGUGCAGAAUGGGAAUUCAGCCAACAUUCAUCCACAAAAAGGGCUCUGUCGGUGUAGUUUCACGCUCAGGAACGUUGACAUACGAAGCGGUGGACCAGACCACUAAAGCUGGUUUAGGACAAACUCUUGUGUGUGGAAUUGGCGGUGAUCCUUUUAACGGAACGAACUUCAUCGAUUGUCUCGAUAUUUUCUUGAAUGAUCCUAAUACCAAAGGCAUAAUUAUGAUAGGAGAAAUAGGAGGCGAAGCAGAAGAAAAUGCCGCGGAUUUUUUGAAAAAGAACAAUACUGGAUCGAAGGCCAAACCAGUUGUCAGUUUUAUAGCGGGAAAAUCGGCACCACCGGGACGUCGUAUGGGUCACGCUGGUGCCAUCAUUUCCGGUGGAAAGGGAAAGGCUGCCGACAAGGUACGGGCUUUGGAAGCAGUCGGCGUAACAGUAGUUGAUACUCCGGCAAUGAUGGGAAAAGCUCUGAAAGAAAAAAUGAAAUAGAGGAAUAUGUAUUUUUAUAUUUUUUACGUAAUAUUUGUACACCAAUAGAAAAAUCAUUAAUGUUCUUAAUAAAAUUAAACUAUUUAAA